UUUUUCUAUGAACAAAGGGGCCCAUGGCCAGCAAACUUUCCCUAUAAAAGGCCAAUUUCUUUACCUGAAUUCACAUACCAAAGCUUCCAUCUUCAGCUCUCUCCAAUUGUUUCUCUUAGGCACAAAUAUUUUGUCCCUCGUUUUAGCUACCAGAAUCUCAACUUACUUCAUACCCUUGACCACUUGCCCAUAUUCGUUUUUGUAUUGAUCUAUUUUCAAACUCUUGUGCUCUUCGCUCUCCUAAGAUGCAGAUUGAAAAACAGGCUAGAUAUGCACUUCUGCUGGCAGCAAAGGACUCUGAGUAUGUGAAGAAAGUGUAUGGCGGCUACUACAAUGUGUUUGUUGCAGCUUUUGGCGCAGAAGGAGAGAGUUGGGAUUUGUACAGAGUUGUAGAGGGAGAGUUUCCUAAAAAGAGUGAGCUUGAAAACUAUGAUGGCUUUGUGAUCAGUGGCAGCCCUUAUGAUGCUUAUGGCAAUGACCACUGGAUCAUCGAACUUUGCUUUCUCUUGCAAUAUUUGGAUGCCAUGGAGAAGAAAGUCCUUGGCAUUUGCUUUGGUCACCAGGUUUUGUGCAGAGCACUGGGAGGAAAGGUUGGGAAGGCUGAUACAGGGUGGGAUAUUGGGCUGAGGAAAGUGAAGAUAGUGAAGGACCUGUCGCCAUUCAGCUUCUUCGACGGAUUGGAUGAAAUCCCACCUGCGCUUUCGAUCAUCGAGUGCCAUCAAGAUGAGGUCCGGGAAGUUCCUUCGGGUGCUGAAGUGAUCGGAUACUCCAACAAGACGGGGGUCGAAAUGUUCACCAUUGGAGGCCAUAUUCUUGGCAUUCAAGGCCAUCCUGAGUACUCCAAGGACAUCCUUUAUAAUCUCAUCGACCGCCUUCUCAACAACAACUUCAUAGAGAAAGGUUUUGCUGAAAACGCAAGGUCUGCACUGCAAUUGGCUGAACCAGACAGGAAGAUCUGGGAGAAGAUCUGCAAGAUUUUUCUCUCAUAA
Messenger RNA from Prunus mume (Japanese apricot), 989 nucleotides. RefSeq names its product gamma-glutamyl peptidase 5-like. The record is from RefSeq and is a predicted model, not a curated record. Gene Ontology annotation, cellular component: cytosol. NCBI's taxonomy places the organism in Eukaryota, Viridiplantae, Streptophyta, Magnoliopsida, Rosales, Rosaceae.